GUUGCAAUUCAGGGUUUCUCUUUCUCUUUUUUUUUCUCCUCCUCAAAAACAAUAGGAAGUUGAUCAAAAAGUCCCUUGAGCGGGGUUCCCCACACGGGCAUAUUUUUCCUCCCCGGUUGUUUGAAUUCUACCAAUCCACGAUCAACCGCAAUUUCAAAGGAGCCAACAUUUGGCAAGAGCUUCCGAGCAGGCCUGGAGGAAGGGACGCGCGGGCGCUGUACACCAGCUAUGGAUAACAUGGAAACACUUGGUCCUCCACCCCCCUAUGAUGACAAGAGGUCUGGAACUGAAGAUGAUAGAAGUUGCGAGAUGGAAGAAGGGGACUUCCGAAUUGCAUAUUGGGUGGAAAAAAAUGUUAGGCAAGCCUUCAUUCGCAAGGUUUACAGCAUCAUCACCCUUCAGUUACUACUGACUGUGGCAAUUGUUGCCGUCUUCACUUUUGUGACUCCUGUGAACACUUACGUGAUCAAUCACAUUGCAAUCUAUUAUGCAUCUUAUGUUUUAUUUUUGAUCUGUUACCUGGUGCUGGUGUUUUGUCAAAAGAUCCAGAGACGAUUUCCAUGGAACAUAAUCCUUACGACAAUUUUUACACUGUCUUUGGGAUUUAUGACAGGCACCAUUGCUAGCAUGCAUGAGACCAAAGCUGUAAUCCUUGCCAUGAUCAUCACUACAGUUAUAACAAUCACUGUCACUGCUUUCUCUUUCCAAACAAAGGUGGAUCUCACAACCUGGACUGGGUUUUUUUGUAUACUGGCAAUUGUCCUUUUUGUGACUUCUAUCACUACUACUAUUGUCCUGAUACACAAAUAUAUCUAUUGGGUCCAUAUGCUUUAUUCAGCCAUUUGUGCCAUCAUCUUUACCCUGUUCCUUGCAUAUGAUACCCAGUUGCUCUUGGGGAAUAAGAGGUUUUCCAUCAGUCCUGAAGAUUACGUUUAUGGAGCAAUUCAAAUCUACGUAGAUGUCAUCUACAUCUUCCUUUCUUUUUUAAGACUUGGGAGCAGACGUUAGGGAUUUUUUUAUAUGGCAACUUAAGGAACAUGUUGUUUUCAGAAUAUUAGUAUCUUUGCCUUCCCCCAUAUGAAUCUGUUUUUGAAUAUUAUCAUAUACACAUACUUACAAAUUUCCGGAUUGUUCUUAUUUUACUAUACUGUGUGAAAGCUUUGUAUAUUUUAAGGAAACUCAUUUAUUAAGUACAUGGGCUGAACCCAAAGUUCAAUAAACUUAAGUCCCCUGAAAUAAUUAGUACACUGUCAAAGUGAAUAUAUGUCCUAUGAGAUUCAUUUGGAUUUAAUAAGUUUUCCUGCAUCAGCAUCCAUGCCAAAGCUCUUAUCUGCAACUAUUAAAAUUAAUUCUUCAGUUAACAUAAAAGAAUACAACUAGUACAUUAAUGUAGCAUACAGCAUAUAGCCAGAACAUUACUAUUUUUCUUUCAUAGUACAUCUACAUUGUACAUCUAAAUCUACAGGUAUUAUAUUCAUAGGAGGCUUUGUCUAGCCGUUAUCUUAUUAGAAUUCUUAAAUUAGACCAGAGGUUCCUGUAGGGGUCACCAAACUUGGUAACUCUUAAAACUUGUGAACUCCAACUCCCAGAAUUUCUCAUUCCCAUGCUGGCUAGGGAAUUCUGGGACUUGAAGUCCACAAGUCUUAAAGUUGCCAAGUUUGGAAACUUCUGCUCCAGGCCAAGAUUCUGUUUUACACAGAGGAUUCUUGGAUGCUGUUACCUGUAAGAAUCUCAAAGAGACCUGGCUGCUGUUGUUUUUCAGUGGUCUGACUCCCAAUAAGGAAGGGAUGAAUCCUCUAGUAACAUACCUUCUACCCUGCACUUCCUAGUUACUGUACACUAUAGAAACAUCCGAGAGAGAUGUUGAAGAUUCAGAAAGUUCUGGGUUGAGAUCUCCAGUCUUCCAGCUUACAGGCUGUCAUUUCUUAUAUUGGUAUUACAGAUAAAUUGUAUAAUAUGUUUUUUUAUAUCUAAUGCUGGCAUUUUUAUUCAUAAUUCCUUUAUUAAUGAUUGCCACAAUGAAAUAGAUGAUGGCAGGAGUAACCUCCGAGACAGACAAUGUGAAGAUCCAGAGGGUUCUUCUGGGUUGAGACCUCCAGUUUUCCAGCUUGGAGGCUGUCAUUUGUUAUAUUAGUGUUACAAAUAAAUUGUAUAAUAUGUUUUUUCUUAUAUAA
Pantherophis guttatus is the source of this 2174-nucleotide messenger RNA. Its product is annotated as protein lifeguard 3-like. Gene Ontology annotation, cellular component: endoplasmic reticulum; Golgi apparatus; membrane. NCBI's taxonomy places the organism in Eukaryota, Metazoa, Chordata, Lepidosauria, Squamata, Colubridae. Gene Ontology annotation, biological process: negative regulation of apoptotic signaling pathway. The record is from RefSeq and is a predicted model, not a curated record.